GGCUGGGAGCACGCGCCGGACAGAAAAUGCAACCUCCCAAAAAUAAAGCGCAAAGAUUGCAUUCAGCAGCGAGCAGCAAUGCAGAAAUAGAUGGCAGUCUCGUGUCAGUGAGUUUGCAUUCCCCCCUCCCCUUCCCUGGUCCAAGAGCUGGAGUCAGCAACAGAGCCCUGGAAGGCAAUAGCUUUUUACUACAAGUGGAGAAGUCCCCCCUCUUUGAUUGCUUGGCUGUCGGCUUGCACUGUACACGUUUGGGUGCAUCUGUCCCUUCUCAUUGGGUUGUCGAUGGGGCUCUUUUCCUUUUUUCUCCUUUUUUUCUCCACUCGUGCUUCUGCCUUGAUUCCCCCCCUCUCUUUGAAAGUGUGACUGCAAGUAUCUACAUAUAUUUAUAUAGAUACAUAUCGCAAACAAAAGCAAAAAGCCAGAGGAAAAGGAUAUCUGGAUUGAUUGCUCGUAAGGGUCUUUUUUCCCCUCAUUUUUAAUGAACAGAACUAAAGCCCCAUCACGAAAUUGCAAACACAAAUCUAAAAGAAAAAGGUCGGGGUUUGUUGUUUUUUUGCUCAGCAGCAGCAGCAGCAGCAGCAACAUGGAUGUGCUGGCUAGUUACAGUAUAUUCCAGGAAUUGCAACUUGUCCACGAUACCGGGUACUUCUCAGCUUUGCCAUCCUUGGAAGAGAACUGGCAGCAGACAUGCCUUGAGCUGGAACGCUAUCUGCAGACGGAGCCCAGGAAGAUCUCAGAAAGCUUUGGUGAUGACUUGGACUGUUUUCUGCACAGCUCCUCAGCUCCGGGGGCAGAAGACAGAAUGCAGCGGCUGGACCACCUCUUGCUACCAGUAGACAUGAGUACUUGUGACAAAAACACCACCAUGGAUGUUAUCCUCUCACGGGACAAACUACUGUCUGAGACUUGCCUCAGCUUACAGCCCACCAGCUCUUCUACAGAGGGCUUCACUACCGUUAACCAGGCGCAACUCAACGCAGUGACCUCACUAACACCGCCGUCUUCCCCUGAACUCAGUCGCCAUCUUGUAAAAACCUCACAGACUGUCUCUGCCUCUGCCUUGGAUGGCACAGUUACACUGAAACUAGUGGCAAAGAAAUCCACCCUCAGCUCAGUCAAGGUUGGUGUGGUAGUGCCAGCUAGCACAACGAAGUGUGCACUCAGCGACAGUGAGCAAGGAGGGGCAGGUGCAGAUGCUUCCCCGGAAAACAAGAAGAGAGUUCAUCGCUGUCAGUUUAAUGGGUGCCGGAAGGUUUAUACAAAGAGCUCACACUUAAAAGCCCACCAGAGGACUCACACAGGUGAGAAGCCUUACAAGUGUUCAUGGGAAGGGUGUGCAUGGCGUUUUGCACGAAGUGAUGAGCUCACACGGCACUACAGGAAGCACACGGGAGCAAAGCCCUUCAAGUGCAACCAUUGCGACAGGUGUUUUUCAAGGUCUGAUCACCUUGCCCUGCACAUGAAGAGACACAUCUAAAGCAGCCAAGAUUGCUCAGUGUAGCCCAGAUGCAGCCAGACCUAAGCUUCAUGGGGAGAGGAGCGGAACAGAAUUGCCUGUCUCUUGCUGCCUGUCAGGAGAAGAGAACUUGAUCACAUGUAAACCUCUGUACACAAAACAUGCACUAAUUGCUGUCAUACACCCAACUAUACUUAAUGAUGUACAUCUGUUCUCAAUGCCUUGCCCAUCUGGAAGGCAGAAGAUAUGUGAGAGGAAAAGGGGUGCAGGAGAAGUCAGUAAGACACACACAGUUGCUUGUUCAGGACUCUCGCAUUUUUGUUCUCUGUUUAUUGCCAAUGGAAAUCAAUCCAGAUGGAAGAGGAUUCCCUUCAGGUGGACAGCAACAGGAGAAGUGACAAACUUCUCAGUGCAAUUUGAUGAGGGUGGAGGAACAUGAUUUGGAGUUGCAAAUUUGUAGCACUAACUUUUCUUUUUUAAAUAGAGUUUGAAGGGAAUACUAAUGACCUAGAAAAACCAAAUCCCAGUUUGGUAGCCAAAAUGUUAAUAUGUCUUGGUUCCGUUUUUGUUUUUGAAACUCCCUUACGUACAAUGUUGCAUCAAGACUCCUCAAGAACACUUUGAUUGGCUCUAGCUCUGGCUGUUCAUAGAACAGAGCUGUCAAGAUCCAUUUAAGUCAAUACCAAUGGCCUUAAUUGGCAGUAGACUGUGCAGUGACACCUAGGACACACCUACCAUUUUUCUUGCUUGAACUGGUAUAGAUUUCAUCAAGGAUAUCGAUUUUUGUUUUGUUUUGUUUUGGUAUUUGGUUAUUGCACACCAUGUGCACUAGGGGACUAUGGAACCUGCUGGUGUGAUUUCACAGUGGUUGGCCAGUGAAGUUCCUGAGCAACACCACAGUGUAUCUUUGGAGGCAUCACCGUAUUGCCAUAGUUCAGACUUCCUAUUUAAUUGCCUAAUGAAAACUUGAAAGAAAGCUUACUUGGAAGCUUUGAACCAUUUCCCUGUGUUCCUCAGAACUGAUUUACACACCUGGAUAUCUGUCUUGGAUUCUACCACUCAGGCAUGACUUCAGGUUUUCCUUCUGCACCAUGGUGGGGGCAUACUUGUUGCAACCUACAACGAUUGGUUAGCGGCUCUAGUCACUUGUUCUUGCUAGCCCCUUUACCCAGUUAAAUGUCUGGUAACUUGUUUGUGUGUCUAGCACCUGUGAGAGAUAUACUUUUGCAUUGAGCAGACCUGUAGAAAUGUGAUCAUCAUUGGUGGAAAAGUGAGAACCUUUUCUAGAUAAAUCCCAUGCAACACUCUGCUCUAGAGAAAAUAGCUACCUAAAUUCUCCUUUCCCAUUUAUCACAUUGAUAUAAUGUUCCCACUCUUCUAACAUGUUAAUGGUUAAAUGAAAGGGAUUGGCUUUUUGGUGAGCACUGACUUCCUUCCAGAUGACAAGUUUAAGUAAAACUAAAAAAAAAAAAAAAGAUAAUGUGCAUGGGUCCACUUUGACCAAUGGUUGUACCAGUUAGUGAUCAAUGGAGGCAUCAGACUCACCUUUGAAUCUUGUAGAUAAUUUGGUUGUAGGUCAAAGUGAAUUUAUUUCUCUGUUCUGUACACACACACACACACACACACACACACACACACACACACACACACACACUAUAUAUACAUGUCUGUUUCUAGCUAGUUGGAGCUGGCACUGAUUCCAAAGACUCCCUUUUCAAACUAUCUCUCAUGCAGGUGGAGAGUUAGUCGUUGGGAAUGGUUGUGUAUAGUCAAUGAUGUGGGACCAUCCCUGCAAGACAUGCUGAGAAAUAAGACAGCACGUGAUUCUCCCUUGGUUGCUGCUCUUCCACUCACUAAACUAGCUCACUGCCCUUCUUUUGACUGUUUUUUGACUUGCUGACUGUUCAGUAAUUUCCUAAUUAAUGUUUAGGAUGCAAAAACUUAAAGGAUUCUUUUAUAUAUAUAGAAUAUCUAAAAUUGUAUAAUGUACGUACAGACACAGGGAUUCUUAGCACUUAGCCAUUUGGGCUUUUUUUUUCCAUCUUUGAUUUCACCAAACUGUCUUGUUUUUGGAUCAGAGUUCCUGUGUACACUGUGACUGUCAGUGGCCAUUUGUGUUGCAAAUACAUGGUCUGGCCCUUAACGAUGGAAUGAGAAAUGGACCAAAAUCUAACCAUCUCUACAAGGGCAAUUAAUGUUGGCAUUUAAGAAUAAGGGAGAGACCUAAGUUUUAUUCCAAAGAUUUAUGGUUAUCAAUUAUUUAGAAAAUAUUGGAGCACUGUUUGCUGACAAUCUUAUACUUACCCAUAUCUGUGUUUGCAUAUUUUCUAUUCCACCCAGGGGUUCAAUGGGCAUUUUGAUAGCCCUGCACCUUGGUAUUUGACUAUUGUAUGACAGCUUUAGAUACCAGCUGUGGGAAGAUGACUGAACAUCUAAUCUAGUCAGUGUGUUGACUGAAAAAUCUAUGCUGUCCAAGAAAUAUUUCUUGUACCAUUCUGUGUAAAGUACAUACAUGUUUGUCAUGAUAGUAGCCCUUGGGUAAUAUCCAUGAAUGUCAUCACCUGAAAUGCUGUUAAAUCAUAUUGCCUCUAGAACUUGUAGGGAUUAUCUACAGGCGUUGGUGACAAAUUUAAUAUAAGCCUGUCUUUUAAAUUAUUAAAAGUGGGUGGGAGUGGGAAGCUUGGGGAAAGAAAAGGAAUGAUAUCGAUUUACCUCCUAUUGUUUGUGGUCUUGCUAACUUAUCUAAGCGCAGCAGAAUGUGAAAUCAUUAAUACCCCUUAGAUGGCUGGAAAACCUUAUUCUAGGCAAGUUGUAGCAGGAAUUCUGUUUCAUAUACUUGGUUCAAAAACACUGCAGUGGUAGGUUGGGAUCUCUGUAUUGUUCCAAUAUUGGCCCUGUCUCUAAUGGCUUCCCCAUAUUAGUGGGAUGUUAAUGUACACUUAUUUGCAAGAAAGACCAGAUAAAAUAAGCAGAAGUUGCUCCUAGGGAAAUCUGGAAAAGAUAAAACUACCAUCAGUGAGGUGGUGAGCCAAGGGGCAGAAGCCACCACAGUUCCCUAGUGACCAAGGAAAAGAUGAGCUCGACUGCUUUCAUAGGCAGCUAUGCACUCUCCCACCAGGCCAGGGUGCAAGGUUAACUCAUGAACAGCACCCUGGCCCAUCAGCUUUGCCUUGUGCUUUCAGCACCACUCUGCAGUGCCCAGUCCUGCUUUCCUUGGUCAGCCUUCAGCAGUGACACUCUUGUGCUUCCCAGCGAGCCACUUCGCCAGUUGUGAUGGACUCAGUCAGCCUUGCCAAUCGUAUAAGGAAAGGAGUGGAGGUCAGUGGGAUUCAACCUACCAGUCAGCUUGUUUGGGGUUGCAGUGGUAGGUAUGUGCCCCCCUUCCUUUUGAGACAGAGUGUGACCACUUAGAGCAAGGGUGGGGGACAGAUGUUGUUGGGCUUCAUCAGCCCUAGCCAGCCUAGCCAAUAGUGAAGGAUGGUGGGGGUUGAGUCCAGCAGCAUCUAUAGUGCCACAUGUUCCCCAGCCUUUAGCCCAAAAGACGUCCAUGCCUGAUGGUGCCAUAGCAACAAUGACUUGUGCUUUUUAGAGGUUUCCUUUUUCAUAUUACAAGUCCAGAGGAACAUGAAGAGUUUGUACAUAUUUCCAGAACUUACUUUCAACACUUGUCCUUUCUCCUCUUGGCUUUCAUUAUCCUGUACAAAUUGGAUUUUUAAGAGAGAUGAUUUUCCGCUGUUAUGCUGGCCAGCUUCUUUGCCCUGGAGGCUGAUCUUCAUGCUGCUCUCCCAACAGGAGCAGGGCUGGCAAAGAAGAGGCAUCUGCUCAUCUUUUCCAGCCCAGGGAAGUAUAGACAGCAAAGCAGGGAAGGGGCCAGAUCUGACCCAUGGCAUUCCAGUUGGGCACCUUGCUGCUGGAGCACUGCAUGAAUCAUGCUGGUAGAAAGACACAAAGCCCAUGAGCCAUGUGAGUGGCUGCAGAAGUAGGGUUCCUGUUGCUUCAGCAGCCGUGCUGUUUGGCAUCCCAUUUUCAGUAUGCCAGUUUAUUUCCAUUAGCUAUUGGUUGCAUGGUAUUCUCAGCAUCAUUUUUUUCUUUAUCAUUUGUGCUGCAAAUUUCUGAUAGAUCCCAUGUUAAAGUGGCUCAAAAGAAAAAUCUGACUUAAAAAAACCACAUUCACAUGGGGGUAAGGCACUGAGAAUCUUGUCUUCCCUGCCAAACAUAGCUAAUAGCAUUAGAAACUGUAAGAUUUGUUCCCAGCCCUCUUAAAAAUAUUUCUUUUGUCUUUCUUUCAUGGGAUUAAAACAAUGCUUCAUUAUUUUCCCCCCAAAGGCAGUGGAAUGGAAGGAGGCCCAUAUCAAGAAUGUAUUUUUCUGUUUUAACGCAGAAACUGGUGGGCUCUUCAAACAUGCAAACGAGCAAGCAAGUGAACACCCCUUUUAAUGAUGCUCCUGGAGUCAGGAAUCAAAAGUGCCCUGCAUGUGGCUAUUGGUGGUGGUGGUUGGUUUAAAUUUGGCAUGCUACCAGACCACAGGUUCUGCACACCCCUGCUCUGCGUUCCUGAAUACACAUGCACACCUAUACUAAAUGUAACCCUCUCAGAUGAAAUGGAGUGUCAACUAUCCUUGAUGUAGAAACUAUCAGUGCCUAUUUCUUUCUGUCUUGGUGAGGGUACCAGCAGCUCCCAGUGGAUUUUAGAAAUAGUGUCACCUUACAUAAGGAUGCUUUUGCCCGUACUGGAAUGCACACAUUGCGGGGUACAGUGAGCGAGCAGACUGCAAACUGGGGAGGAAAAAUUGGUGACAGGAAUACCCUGAAAGUGAAAUAGUAUGGUGAACAAUGCCGUUUGAAGGGGAAAUUGUUUUAUCAUUUGAGUUGCACUGAGUAAGAAUCAGCUAUCAACACAAAGUUUCCUGGAACAUCCAAUUUAUUUUUUAUUCCUGUGUGAAAGAUUGUUACCUGGGUAGAUGACUCUGUAUGGUAUAUAUGGUUGCAAGGUCCAUCUGGAAAGACAUUCCUAAGAAUUAAAAGGUUUUACAUUUAUGUUACUUAGGACACAAUUCUAUGCCUAUUUUAGGCAGAUUGGCUGGCUGGAGCCGUAGAACUUUUUUCUCUCUAAAACUUGCAUAGAAUUGCAUCCUCAGUGUUUGUAAUACAUGGAUGUUAGCUGUUACAGCCUAUGGCCAAGACAUGUAAACAGUUUGUUGGAAGGCCAGUUGACCAGAUCAGCUAAACCUCAAACCCCAUUUUUCCAUUGUAAAAAUACAGCAUGUUAUAUAUCCAUUUUUCAUAUGUUGUUGAGCUCUGUGCUUGCUAGUCCCUGACUGUCAAAAUGUGAAAAUGAUUUGAAACACUAGCUUGUUACUUAGGCUUUGCUACAACAUGGAGUUGCAUGA
This is a messenger RNA of Varanus komodoensis (Komodo dragon), 6846 nucleotides long. It is a transcript of the gene KLF7, whose product is annotated as Kruppel like factor 7. Bases 479 to 1477 code for a protein of 332 amino acids. Gene Ontology annotation, biological process: regulation of transcription by RNA polymerase II. The transcript has 4 exons. NCBI's taxonomy places the organism in Eukaryota, Metazoa, Chordata, Lepidosauria, Squamata, Varanidae. The record is from RefSeq and is a predicted model, not a curated record. Gene Ontology annotation, molecular function: DNA-binding transcription factor activity, RNA polymerase II-specific; RNA polymerase II cis-regulatory region sequence-specific DNA binding.